Messenger RNA from Paramecium pentaurelia, 451 nucleotides. NCBI's taxonomy places the organism in Eukaryota, Ciliophora, Oligohymenophorea, Peniculida, Parameciidae. The record is from the annotation of a GenBank genome assembly.
AAUGGCAAAGUAAGGUUGGGGAUUUUCUGGAAACAAUAUCAAAUUAAAUACCAAUAAGUAAGAUUUUUACAAUAUUUAGUCGAGUGGAAAAGAAGUUGAAUAUUUGGGAAACAGCUGGAAAAGCUGAUGAUAUAUAAUAUAUUCCUGAUGCUGAGGAGGAAAAGAAACCUUAAAAUCAGAUUUCAGAUGCAGGAGUGGUUUUAGGCUAAAAAUUAUAGAAUAUUAAUGAAUUGUAGAAUUUAGCAAAAAUAUCAUCUUUGCCAUAACCAGUACUUAUAUUUAAAAAGAAUUUAAAUUUAGGCUGAUGACAUUGAUUUUAGUAUUUUGACAUAAGUAUUGAGACCGAUUGAAGAAAUAUAAGAGAUAGAUGAAUAAUGGGAAUUUUCAAAAUUAAAAACAGAAAUGUAAGAGAUUGUGAAUAAGCUCUACAGCAAUAAAACAAAUUCUUGAA